Messenger RNA from Homarus americanus (American lobster), 384 nucleotides. RefSeq names its product chitin biosynthesis protein CHS5-like. Lineage: Eukaryota; Metazoa; Arthropoda; Malacostraca; Decapoda; Nephropidae. The coding region runs from base 1 to 384 and encodes 127 amino acids. The record is from RefSeq and is a predicted model, not a curated record. The transcript has a single exon.
AUGACCUUCUUAGAUGACGAUAACCCUCCUGUAGAUGACGAUAACCCUCCUGUACAUGACGAUAACCCUCCUGUAGAUGACGAUAACCCUCCUGUAGAUGACGAUAACCCUCCUGUAGAUGACGAUAACCCUCCUGUAGAUGACGAUAACCCUCCUGUAGAUGACGAUAACCCUCCUGUAGAUGACGAUAAACCUUCUGUAGAUGACGAUAAACCUUCUGUAGAUGACGAUAACCCUCCUGUAGAUGACGAUAACCCUCCUGUAGAUGACGAUAACCCUCCUGUAGAUGACGAUAACCCUCCUGUAGAUGACGAUAACCCUCCUGUAGAUGACGAUAACCCUCCUGUAGAUGACGAUAACCCUCCUGUAGAUAGACGACGAUAA